Molecule: messenger RNA, 1403 nt
Organism: Manis javanica (Malayan pangolin)
Lineage: Eukaryota; Metazoa; Chordata; Mammalia; Pholidota; Manidae
Gene: SDHAF2
Product: succinate dehydrogenase complex assembly factor 2
Biological process (GO): mitochondrial electron transport, succinate to ubiquinone; tricarboxylic acid cycle; mitochondrial respiratory chain complex II assembly
Cellular component (GO): mitochondrion
Source: RefSeq, a predicted model, not a curated record
CUUCCUGUUCAGGUCCUCAGUGCCCAAGUCCGCAGACCCGGUGUUCGAAAGUUCCUGGAAGUGGCCGGGCCGCAGGCUUUGGGUGCUGUACCGGGAGAAAUGGCUAGGGCCGCCGUCUUCCCGGCUGUGGCGCGGGUGGAGCCGACUGUACCGCCCCUGGGCGCCCCUCUCUGUUCUUAACUCUGUGUUCUCCAGUCUUCGGUAACAUCACGGCUUCGUAUGAUACUUGCUCUGUCCAGGCGCCACCUAGUGUCUCCUCUGUUCAGCAUGACGACAUUCAGCCGCUCCUACAGAGGGGAGAGCCCGACAGAUUCCCAGAAAGACAUGAUUGAAAUCCCUUUGCCUCCAUGGCAGGAGCGAACUGAUGAGUCCUUAGAAACCAAAAGGGCCCGCCUCCUUUAUGAGAGCCGAAAGAGGGGAACGCUGGAAAACUGCAUUCUGCUAAGCCUCUUUGCUAAAGAGCAUCUGCAUCACAUGACAGAAGAACAGCUGAAUCUCUAUGAUCGCCUGAUUAAUGAGCCCAGUAAUGACUGGGAUAUUUACUACUGGGCUACAGAAGCAAAACCAGCCCCAGAAGUAUUUGAGAAUGAAGUUAUGGCACUGCUGAAAGACUUUGCUAAAAACAGAAACAAAGAACAGCGACUACGGGCCCCAGAUCUUGAAUACCUCUUUGAAAAGCCACGUUGAGCCGUGCAUCGCUGUCUGCCACAGAGCCCAGUUGGGAUAGGUGCCAGCCUUGACUUCCUUGCUUCUCUUAGACAUGCAGCCCCCCAGAGCAUGUGUCCUCCCUCUGAGGACGAGUCCUCCUCUCUGUCAAGACAUAUAAAUGUUCAGUAGGACUCAUUCUAACACUUUUGUUCCAUUCUAAGCCUCAGAAGCAGCCUGUCGGUGUCGUCGGUGCUCUCUGCCACAAGAGGGCGCUGUAGGGAAAGCCACUGUGCUAGCCCAUUGCUUCAGCCAGAGUGUUCAGCGAAGAGGCGGCCAGCUGCAGGCGCUGUACAGCCUCACUGGGCUUUAUGCAAGGGAAAUUUGUCCUCUCCAACCCAGGAAGGCCCUUUCUGCCAAGGCAAGCUGGUGCAGGCUCCCCCCCAGCUGAAUCCUUCAAAGGCACCGCAGGCACAAUGAGGGCAGCUGACAGGAAGGUGUGGGCAGGCUGCCUAAGUGCCUGUAUCCUCCUCAGAUUUUUCUCUUAAAACGUUCACUUUGAAAACGGAAAGAUAAUUGAAUACUAAAGAAUAUUUUUAAAAGGAAAAUCACAAUUCCUCAACCCUCAAACAACUAUUUUAAUUGUCUAGUAUAAUCCGCAGUCAUGUGUUUCUAGAGUUUUACCAGGUCAUAGUCAUAGUUUAUUUCCAUGUAAAUAUAAGGACAUUUCCAUGUAAAAUACAAAAAACUAGAGCGAA